Portunus trituberculatus (swimming crab) is the source of this 1280-nucleotide messenger RNA. RefSeq names its product solute carrier family 10 member 6-like. Gene Ontology annotation, biological process: bile acid and bile salt transport. Gene Ontology annotation, cellular component: membrane. Gene Ontology annotation, molecular function: bile acid:sodium symporter activity. Bases 431 to 1276 code for a protein of 281 amino acids. The record is from RefSeq and is a predicted model, not a curated record. The transcript is spliced from 5 exons. NCBI's taxonomy places the organism in Eukaryota, Metazoa, Arthropoda, Malacostraca, Decapoda, Portunidae.
UACCUUUUCAAACUUAAGGAAUCCCUAAACAGUGUAUGGAAUAGCCUCUCUGUUGAUCUGUUAUAUAAAGUUGCAGAUUGUUAAGGAAAAAAAAAAAAAAGCAAAGCGAAGGAAAUUCUACCAGAGUAGAAGUUUUAACAACAAUUUUGUCAUUAUGGAACCAUGCUUGUAUACUGAUGAAUAUAUUGCAAUAGCCAAUUUUUUUUCUUAUUAAUUCUUAAACCAUUGGGUACAUGGGACAGGCGACUCACGAAAACUAUGAUAGUGAUAACUUCAGAUAAGCAGUUUAUCAUGGAUAAGAUAAGCAGACCCAACUGCACUGCGUUUUUAUUUGGUCUCUCCUACACAAGAUGAGUAAGUCUACAUGUUCCUAGCUACCUCACUAUUGCAGUGAAAUAUUUGUGACUAAACAAGUAUCGAAGAAACAACAAUGUGGAGUGGUGACGCUUCUUUCAUUGAGCCUACGUGGCCUGAAGGGUUGACGACCAGCCAAAUCACGCACGGGGUGGAGGAUUUGCGCGAUGGCCUCAACGACAGCUCGGCAAAGGAUGGACAGACGGCCCUGGAGUUAUCAGAAUGGUUGGUGAAGCUGGACCUGGCAGCCACUCUACUUAUGAAUUUUAACACAGUUACUCUCAUGUUGGGCAUGGGCGCCGCCACCUACUGGAAAGAGUUUUGGGAGCAUAUGAGACGUCCAUGGGCGUGCCUCGUAGGAAUGACAUGUCAGUUCGUGCUGCUACCUGCCGUGGGCUUCGGUUUGUGCCUUGCCUUCCACUUGCUGCCGUAUGAAGCUCUGGGUGUCCUUAUUCUCGCCUGCUGCCCAGGCGGAGCGUUUUCAAAUUUCUUCACUUUCUGGGUUGACGGUGAUCUCGCUCUUAGUAUUAUGAUGACGGCGCUGUCCUCCAUGCUGGCUUUUGGGGUGAUGCCGCUCAACAUAUGGCUUUACUCCUGGCGCUGGACAAAUCAAGAACUGCAGGUGCCUUAUAUCAAAAUCCUCAUCAGUUUGGUUAUCGUCACACUACCAGUCAUCGCCGGUAUGGUGAUCCGUCACUGUAGCAGGAAGUGGGCUAAUUACAUCUCCAAGGUGUGCAGCGUGUUGGGAUGGGCUGGAGCUCUCACCUGUGGUGCGCUCCUUAUGCUCAGAUACUGGACUACAAUUGUAAGGUCCUCCAUCUACCUCGUCAUCAUCGCUGCACUUACACCCCUCACAGGGUUUGUGGUGGCAUACAUUAUCGUCAAGACCCUUUGUUUUGUAAGUAUUCCCCUGCUUGUGUAAUCUU